This is a messenger RNA of Colossoma macropomum (tambaqui), 4314 nucleotides long. Its product is annotated as zinc finger protein 420-like. Gene Ontology annotation, biological process: negative regulation of transcription by RNA polymerase II; regulation of cytokine production; regulation of immune system process. The transcript is spliced from 4 exons. NCBI's taxonomy places the organism in Eukaryota, Metazoa, Chordata, Actinopteri, Characiformes, Serrasalmidae. Bases 175 to 1701 code for a protein of 508 amino acids. The record is from RefSeq and is a predicted model, not a curated record.
AGCAGAGAAGAAGCAGCAGCAGCGCUCUGCGUUACAAAGAGAAACAGGAGCUGAUCUGCUGAAGAAAGAACUGACCUCCUGUAACAAGUUUUCUUCUGCUACUGGUGUUCACUUUCCUGCUUAAUUUACCUGCACAAAAACAUACAGUAGCACCACCAUAAGGAACACAUCACAAUGUUAACAUUAGAAAAGAUUAAAUGUGAGGACAUGGUGUCCAGAAGUUUUAGUACUCAGACAUCCUCAUUUUGUGGAAAGAGUUUUACUUUACAGACUGAUCUCCAAAGACACCAGUGCAUUCAUACAGGAGAAAAACCGUAUCACUGCUCAGAGUGUGGGAAGAGUUUUACUGCAAAGAGAAGUCUCCAAAUACACCAGCGCAUUCACACAGGAGAGAAACCAUAUCACUGCUCAGAGUGUGGAAUGUGUUACAUUAGACAGAGUGAUCUUCAAACACACCAACGUAUUCACACAGGAGAGAAACCGUAUCACUGCUCAGAGUGUGGACAGAGUUUUAGAGAAAGUGGUACCCUCAAGAAACACCAGCGUAUUCACACUGGAGAAAAACCAUAUGACUGCUUUGAGUGUGGAAAGAGUUUUAGUAGACUGAGUAGUCUCCAAAGACAUCAGCUUAUUCACACAGGAGAGAAACCAUAUCAGUGCUCAGAGUGUGGAAAGAGCUUUAAUAGACAGAGUAAUCUCCAAAUACACCAGCGCAUUCACACAGGAGAGAAACCAUAUUUCUGUUCAGUGUGUGGAAAGAGCUUUACUGUACUGAGUCACUUCCAAAGACACCAGCGUAUUCACACAGGAGAAAAACCGUAUCACUGCUCAGAGUGUGGAAAGAGUUUUACUGUACUGGGUCAUCUCCAACGUCACCAGCACAUUCACACAGGCAAGAAAUUGUAUACCUGCUCUGACUAUGGACAGAGUUUUAAUCAACAGAUUAAUCUCUUAACACACCAGCACAUUCACACAGGAGAGAAACCGUAUCACUGCUCAGAAUUUGGACAGAAUUUUACAGGGAAUGGUUCCCUCAAGAAACAGCAGCGCAUUCACACGGGAGAGAAACCAUAUCACUGCUCAGAGUGUGGAAAACGUUAUAAUAGACAGAGUGAUCUUCAAAUACACCAACGCAUUCACACUGGAGAGAAACCCUAUCACUGCUCAGAGUGUGGAAAACGUUAUUGUAGACAGAGUGAUCUUCAAAUACACCAACGCAUUCACACUGGAGAGAAACCCUAUCACUGUUCAGAGUGUGGACAGAGUUUUACGGAAAGCGGUUCCCUCAAGAAACACCAGCGCAUUCACACAGGAGAAAAACCCUAUCACUGUUCAGAGUGUGGACAGAGUUUUAGGCAAAGUGGUUCCCUCAAGAAUCACCAGCGAGUUCACACAGGAGAGAAACCAUAUCACUGCUUAGAGUGCGGACAGAGUUUUAGAGAAAGCGGUACCUUCAGGAAACACCAGCGUGUUCACACAGGAGUGAAACCAUAUCAUUGCUCAGAGUGUGGACAGAGUUUUACACAAAGUGGAUCCCUCAAGAAUCACCAGCGCAUUCACACUGGAGAGAAACCGUAUCACUGCUCAGAGUGUGGAAAGAGUUUUAGAGAUAGUAGUAACCUCAAGAAACACCAGCGCCUUCAUAUAAGAGAGAAUCCUGAUCACUGCUCAGAGGGAAAAGCUUCCGAAGUUCAAAUUUAAAGACAAAUGCAUGAAAAGAGAGAUUUGAGAACUGAAGAGACCUGUUCGACCUGUUACCAGCUCUGUAAGAAGGCGUCUUGAUCCAUCCAAGCCUCUUCCCAGACACACAGCGUCAAGUGAUUCAACUCAGGAAAAAUAAAAUGCAUCCACCAAUCAGCAAGCUGUUCAAGCCCAAGCAGACAAACAGAAGCUGCAGUUUCAUCUUCUGUGUAUAAAAAGAAAUAAAAAGCCACAACCAGCUCUGCUGUACUGAGUGAGAAGAAAAUGGUCCUGACUGAACCUCCAUCUGAACUUCACAGUGCUACUCCCUCUGAGGACAUGAGGAUAAGGUGGGAGGACGGAGGAAUCAACACCAAAGAUGCUUUCCAAAUGAGAUGGCCUUCACUCAGUUUUCACUUUAAUCACCUGUUAUGUACCUGAUACUUUCACAUGAGUAGCCUUGCUGAAAUUCACACAUUUACAGUACCCCUCCUUUACAGUGCCAUCCAGAAAUACAUGCACAUGCUCAAAACAGGCUAUGAAAAAAUCUUUUGCUAAAAUCUGCUCUCAAGAACCAACACACCCAAGCACCUACAGUAUGUCAUAUUUAUUUCAUGAUAAGAUUUAGUUUUCACUUUCAAUCUAUGUACUUUAAAUAAAGAUGAGACUUUUGCUAAUAUUUGAGUGAAAGAACAAAAGGAUAAGUAAUAAUGUUUGCAACCUGUUUUGAUCAUGUGUACUGGGGUGCCACUAUUUGUGCACUGUAACUAUAGUCUUCAAGACAAGAUUAUUACAGUAAAAUUAGAGUACUCCAGACUUGUCUGCCUUAGACAUACAUGUCCUUGUUCUGAAAACAUCCUCUCCCCUCAAUUCCUCUGAAUGUAAUCAAAGAAUUUACACAUGCUCAAAAAUGGUGGAUUUUACAGCUUCCAGCUUACCGGCUGAAGGACGGAGCAGAAAGGACUCUAGGAGGCACCAGUGUGAUAGCAGCUGUUACUGAAGAGACCUUGUCCGUUCAUUAUGGCAGGGAAUUCCCAUCUCCCAUAUCAUACUGAAAAGCACCUAAUAUACCAAGAAGUUAUUUUAAAGGUCUCCAACUGCACUCAGCCAGCCAUAAAGUAACCCCCCUGGACAGUGAACCAUGUAGGAGGGACCCCUUCCCCACAGUAUGACCCUUUUCUUGACCUGUGCUAAAGUACAGACUGGUUUAUGACCAAACCAACAAUUGGAAUGCAAAGACACACAGUAUUUAAUGGGAAAACCACAAAAAUCACAGUUUGACACUUUUCUAUUUACAGCAUUGAAAUAGAAAUUUCACAGGGCAUUCAUGAUGUCAUUUGUUGUUUGUGUGCUGAUGUCAUUUUGUGUAAAUACAUAAUUCAUUCUUUUACCUGAAUUGAAUGUGACCUAUACAAAACAUGUAUCAAAUGUAAAGUUGAAACACUGGGGUGACUUUCAAAGUUAUGAGUCACAACUAGCGCAGUAUGCACAACACUACAUAGUAAUUAUAUGACAGUGUGAGCGAUGAAAUGGGAAUGCUAGCCCAAACACCUUCCAACCACAAUUAGGAACUAACAGCAUUAAGGUUAUAAAAAGGUUCAAUCUAUUUAACCUUUCUAUAACUGACAAAAGUACAAAGAACAGCUUUCCAAUGUUAAAAGUAUAGUAUUUUAUAGAUAUAUGAGGAGUCUGUGGACAUUGCUGUCUGAUUUUCCUUUACAUGAUACUCCAUACAGCAGACAGAUCUGGACUGCAGGCAGGCCAGUCAAGCACACACACUUGUAGCAUGUGCAGAAUGAGGCCAGGCAUUGUCCUGCUGAAAUGACCAUGGACUUCCCAGGAAAAUACAUUGUCUUGAUGGCAGCAUGUCUCUCUAAAGUCCUAAUCUAAAGUCUGGGAGGUCCACUUUGGCACAGAGAACUCGAUGUUCAUUUUCCCAAAAAGCAAGCUGUCACUUGAACUCAUCUGUCCACAGCACACAUUUCCACAGACGUUUGGACCGUCUGAGAUGAACUCAGACCCAGAGAACUCUGCAGCAUUUCUGUGUAGAAUUGAUUUGUAGUUUUCUAUUUACCUAAUAGUUUCAAGUUGCAUUUCUUGAUGCAGUGGAGGACUGUGUAAAGGGACAACAGUUUUCCAGAGUACUCCUGAGCCCAUUUGGCAUAUUCAACAGUGGUUUCCACCCUUGCCCUGCAAGGACUGAUAUUUCUCUGGAAUUUCCUUUUUCACAAUAUUAUGUAUGGUAGAUAGUGAAAACCUAAAUUAUUUGCAAUAUUACGUAGAUAAGAUAGAUCUUUUUGAACAUUUCUCUCACAAAGUUCAGCACAAAGUGGUGAGCCAAAACCCAUUUUGCUUGCACAGCCUGAACAUUUGUUGGAUGUUCCUUGUAUACCCAGCCAUGAUAACCAACUCACCCACCCACACACCCACCCACCCAGAUAGAUAGAUUGAUAGAUGGAUAGAUUCAACCCAACCAUCUGUGUAUGACCUGCUUUUUGUAGUGAUGGCAAACCGAAGUUUUCUGAACUACUGAAACUUUCCGUAAAAAGAUUCAUUACUCGAGGCCUCAUCACCACAAGGUGUUUCAUAUAUAUUUUUUUAACAGAUUUGUUAAAUCUGUUCUCCAGUGCAUUA